This is a messenger RNA of Aaosphaeria arxii CBS 175.79, 1202 nucleotides long. RefSeq lists its product as uncharacterized. Bases 355 to 963 code for a protein of 202 amino acids. NCBI's taxonomy places the organism in Eukaryota, Fungi, Ascomycota, Dothideomycetes, Pleosporales. The record is from RefSeq and is a predicted model, not a curated record. The transcript has 2 exons.
CGUGAAGUGAACUACACCGUUCACUGCCCUGCCGCUCUCGUAUGCAGAGCUCUGUGGCGGUUUGCAUAUAUAUUAAAUGGCAGGAUGGGAAGGUGAGAAAUUCUUUAUUCGAAUUCUUUCGACCUGAAGAUUUUGGAACAAGGCCCCUCGUCUUAAAACUAUCCCCACACCAAUCACCCCACCAUCUCGUCGUUAGUACCUAGAAGGCGUCACAGCUCAAGCUUCAAACUCGAAGACUUUCUAAACUGCAACUCUUUCUCUAUUCUUCAAAUAUACCCAAUCGAGAUCGAUAUACGGUAAUCCACACAGUCAUUCAUACCUGAAGCGCAGCAAACCACAUUCAGCACCUCCACCAUGGCCGCCCCCUCAACCGUCAACAUCAACAACCUCGACGGCAAAUGGGUCAUCGAAACCAAGAUCUCCGAUCCCAUCGACCCCGUCCUCUCCCUCCAAGGCAUCUCCUGGCUCACCCGCCGCGCCGUCACCCUCGCCACCGUCCACCAACACCUCUCUACCACCACUGACGCCGAGUCCGGCGCGCGCAAAAUCACAAUCGAGCAGUUCGCGACUGGCGGGCUGAAAGGCACGACGGAAACCCGCAUCUUCAACUGGACCUACAAAGACCACUCGGACUGGCUGUUCGGCGACGUGCGCGGCAAGACGCGCACCAAUUCCCUCGCGGCGAUCCGCGCCGAGAACGCAGGGAAUCCCGUGCUGAAGGAGGACGCGGAGUACCUGGUCACCGGGUGGCUUGAGGAGAACCAGGGCGAGGGGGGUGUCAUUGAGAGUUAUGUGGAGAAUGACAAGGCCGGGUGGACUGGGUGGCAGGUUUGGGGGUUCGCGGAGCAGGAGGUUGCGGGGAAGAAGGAGAGGUGGUUUGUUAGGAGAUUUGUGGUUAGGAAGGGGGAUAAGGCGGUUAGGGUCCGGCUGUGCUAUUCUUGGGAGGGCGAGUUGGAGAAGUGAGGUUCGUGAGGUGUGAUUGAUGCUUCAAUACUUGCACUUUGUGCUGUUGGUUCUUAUAUAUCAUGAUGAGCAGGCUUAGGUUUUUUUUCCUCUUUCUCCCUAUGCUGAGGUCUCAGGGAUACAUAUAUCUGUGACGUUGGAUGCUUCUAAUGGACUCAUAAAUCUGAUAUACAUGACCUUUUGCAUUAUCAUUGCCAUCAGGGUAAACAACGGGCCUGCUAUCAUAAUUUUAACUCGAU